AUGUGUGGUAUCUUUGCAGUAUACCGCCACCCCGACGUUCAGGGAUACAAGAAGACUGCCUUGCAGCUCUCUAAACUCGUUAGACAUCGUGGCCCGGAUUGGAGCGGCAACAUCACUUCCCGUGACAGCAUUCUCUGUCACGAGCGCCUGGCCAUCGUUGGUCUUGAUUCGGGGGCCCAGCCCAUCACCAACGAAGAUGGCUCUCUCACUUUGACUGUGAACGGCGAAAUCUACAACCAUCGUCUCUUGCGUGAGGAUUUUCCCGAUUAUAAGUUCAAAACCCACUCUGACUGCGAGCCUAUCAUUCCCCUUUAUGAAAAAUACGACACCGAUCUCGCCAAUCAUCUUGACGGCUUCUUUGCUUUUGCCCUUUAUGACUCUAAGCGUGAUCGUAUCGUUGCUGCUCGUGAUCCCAUCGGCAUCACUACCAUGUACAUGGGUAAGUCUUCGGCCAGCCCUAACACACUUUGGUUCUCUAGUGAACUCAAGUCGUUGACCGCUGACUGCGACGAGAUUACCGCUUUCCCGCCGGGACAUGUUUUUGACUCUGACACCGGCAAACUCACACAGUACUUCAAGCCUUCGUGGUGGGACGAGGAUAAGAUCCCCACAACCCCUGCAAGCCUUGAUCUGAUCCGCGAGACUUUGGUUAAGGCCGUCCGUAAGCGUCUUAUGUCUGAAGUUCCUUACGGUGUCUUGCUUUCUGGUGGUCUCGACUCUUCUCUUAUUGCAUCUAUCGCCGCUCGUGAGACUCGUGAAGCCCUCAAGGACGACUAUGUUCAUCACUCCCUUGCCGGUGUUGACGCCCAGGGUCGCCUCACAAACACUUCUGGUUCUGGCCUGCACUCGUUUGCCGUUGGUCUGCCUGGUGCCCCGGACCUCAAGGCCGCUGCCCAGGUCGCUGAGUUCAUUGGCACCAUUCACCACGAGCACACCUUCACCCUCGAGGAAGGUCUCGAUGCCCUGCACGAUGUCAUUUGGCACCUGGAGACUUACGACGUCACCACAAUUCGUGCCUCUACUCCCAUGUUCUUACUUUCUCGUAAAAUCAAGGCCCAGGGUGUCAAGAUGGUACUCUCUGGCGAGGGCUCUGAUGAGAUCUUUGGUGGGUACCUUUACUUUGGUGCUGCUCCUAACGCUGAUGAGUUCCACAAGGAGUGCAUUAAGCGUGUCAAGAAUCUGUCGUACGCUGAUUGCUUGCGUGCAAACAAGUCUACUAUGGCAUGGGGUCUCGAAGCCCGUGUGCCUUUCCUUGACAAAGAAUUUUUGGAGGUUUGCUUGAACAUUGACCCCAAGGAAAAGAUGAUUGACUCUGAGCAUAUUGAGAAGUACAUCUUGCGGAAGGCCUUCGACAACGGCGAAUACCUGCCCUCCGAAAUCCUCUGGCGUCAGAAGGAGCAGUUCUCCGAUGGUGUUGGCUACUCGUGGAUUGACACCCUUCGUGACACUGCUGAAAAGACUAUUACAGAUGAGCAAAUGAACAACCCCAAGCCUCACUGGGGCAGCGAUAUCCCUACAACAAAGGAGGCCUACUGGUAUCGUCUCAUGUUUGACGAGCUUUUCGAGAAAAACAAUGCUGCCGCCGCCUCCACCGUCAAGCGAUGGAUCCCUAAGGAGGACUGGGGCUGCCAUGGCGAUCCUAGUGGCCGAUUCGUCAAGAGCCAUGCCUCUGCCAUCAACUAA
This is a messenger RNA of Wickerhamiella sorbophila, 1683 nucleotides long. RefSeq names its product Asparagine synthetase [glutamine-hydrolyzing] 1. Bases 1 to 1683 code for a protein of 560 amino acids. Gene Ontology annotation, cellular component: cytosol. The record is from RefSeq and is a predicted model, not a curated record. The transcript has a single exon. Lineage: Eukaryota; Fungi; Ascomycota; Dipodascomycetes; Dipodascales; Trichomonascaceae. Gene Ontology annotation, molecular function: asparagine synthase (glutamine-hydrolyzing) activity.